UCGCGUUUCGCAGCCACUGACUUUGACAAGUGCGUGCGGCUCCAUUCAAUCUCCUCACACUAAUGGAAUAAUAGACGACGAUGGAGUUCUUCUGGGGACGUGUCUUCUUCACUGUUAUAGUCAUUUCUUACAGAAUCCAGCCCUUGAAGUGCUUCAACGUCGGCACCGCAGGCGCCAAGAUCUUCAGCGGGCCGGCUUCAGAGGAGUUUGGCUACGCGGUCCAACAAGUGACGAACCACGAAGGCAAAUGGCUCCUGGUCAGUGCCCCGUGGAGUGGUUUCAGUCGAAACAGGAAGGGGGAUGUUUACAAGUGUCCAGUCUCGGGCUCCAGGAACAGCUGUGACCGGCUCAAUCUUCAAGAUUCUGUUAGUAUCCCGGAUGUAAAAAACGUUGCAGACGAGAUGUGCCUUGGUUUGACUCUUACCCGGAUGUCUGCUGUCAACGAUUUGAUGAUGUGUGGUCCUCUUUGGGGACAACGGUGUGGAGAUCAGAACUUCUACCCAGGAAUAUGUGCAAGAAUGAGCCCCCUCUUUAAACCUCAACCCGCCUUCUCUCCUGCCGUCCAGUCAUGCGGAGGGCCGAUGGACAUUGUGAUUGUUUUGGACGGCUCCAACAGCAUUUACCCAUGGCCUCCAAUAAACGAGUUCCUCCGGAAAUUAAUACCUGCGCUCGACAUCGGGCCCAAAAGCACACAGGUCAGCGUCAUUCAGUACGGCACUGAUCCCAAGUUUGAAUUCAAACUCAAUGAGUACAAAACCAAAGACGAGGUAAUGGCUGCAGCAUCCAGAAUCACACAAAAGUAUGGUUCCUCUACCAACACCUUCCAUGCCAUCCAAUACGCCAGUCAGUGGGGUUUCCACAAAAGCAAUGGCGGUCGACCAGGCGCCGCCAAGGUCAUGGUGGUCGUCACUGAUGGGGAGUCUCACGACGUGGAUUUCAGAGAAAAUGUCCUUGCCGACUGCGAGAGGCAAGGGAUCACCCGCUUCGGUAUCGCUGUCCUGGGUUAUUACUCCAGAAACAACAUCAACACAGACAACCUUAUAAAAGAAAUCAAGUCCAUCGCCAGCGUACCAGAAGAGAAGUAUUUCUUCAACGUGUCGGAUGAGAAGGUCCUCUCCACCAUCGCUGGAACAUUGGGGAGCCGCAUCUUCAACAUAGAAGGCACUGGGAAAGGGGGCGACAACUUCGAGAUGGAGAUGUCCCAGGUCGGAUUCAGUGCUCACUACUCCAGCCAACAGGAUGUGAUGAUGCUGGGAGCAGUGGGGGCCUACGCUUGGAGCGGGACUGUCGUCCAUCAAAAGGGGUCAAAAGCAGACGUUCUCCCCUCUUCAGCCUUCGCGGGAACACUUCAAGACAGAAACCACAGCUCAUUACUGGGUUAUUCCGUCACCACACUGAGCGACGGACUUACAGAAUACUUUGUGGCCGGCGCACCUCGCUCCAACCACUCCGGACAAGUUAUCGUCUACACUGUCAACGCCCAGAAGCAAACUGCUAUCAUUGACUCAGAGAGAGGGAAACAGAUUGGGUCAUACUUUGGGAGCGUCCUGUGCCCCCUGGACGUGGACAAAGACGGGGUGACGGACCUCCUGCUGGUUGGUGCGCCCAUGUUCAUGAGCGACCUGAAGAGAGAGGAAGGCAGGGUCUACCUCUUCUCUGUCACCAAGGGUAUACUGAACGAGAACGGGAUCCUCAGAGGUCCGCCCCCGACUGAGAACGCACGCUUUGGGAUGGCCAUCUCUGCCAUUCCUGACCUGGACCUCGACGGCUACAACGACGUUGUGGUGGGAGCUCCGCUGGAGGACAAAGGGAAAGGUGUCAUCUACAUCUACAACGGGGAGAAGAAGGCAUUAAACAAACAGUUCUCACAGAAAAUCCUUGGCUCCAAACUUGAUCCUCAGUUGCAGUAUUUUGGAAGGUCCCUAGAUAGCUACAAAGAUCUGAAUGACGAUACGCUCCCUGACAUCUCCAUUGGCGCAUAUGGCAAAGUGGUGCAGCUCUGGUCCAGAGGUGUGGCGUCCGUCUCGGCUAAAGUCACUUUCAACCCCGAUAAAAUCAACAUCUUCAAUAAACCCUGUGACAUUAAUGGGCGCAAGCUUUCGUGUAUCAACACCAACCUUUGUUUCAAUGCUGCGUUCAGGCCUAAGAACCCUGUUGGACCCAUUGCUAUAUCUUACACUUUGACUCUUGACGCUUCAAGAGUGACGUCUAGAGGACUGUUCACUAAAAGCAAUGAACGCUUCCUUACAGAAAAAGCAAAAAUAUCAUCUACGCCCCUAUGUCUGGACUACCAGUUCUAUAUUCAGGAGGCGCCAGACUUUGUCAAUUCCCUCAGUCUCAAAGUAGAAAUCGAGCAGCAGAAUGCAGAUGUGAACCCUGUCCUCGAUAUGUUUUCUCCAAGUGCCUGGGAGUUCUUUGUCCCCUUCACCAAAGAAUGCGGCUCCGACAAAGUGUGUGUCAGUGAUUUGGUGCUGAGUGUGAAGACAGACACGAAAGCUUCCAGCUCAGCUCCCUUCCUGGUCAGCGCCAACAACCGGGAGCUGUCGUUUGAAGUCGUCGUGAAGAACAAAAAGGAGAACGCGUACAACACUCAGGUCGUGGCGACCUACUCCGGCAACCUCUUCUACUCCUCCGUCUUUCAUCCUACGGAUGGAGUCGAAUGCACCUCAACACAAACGCAAACCGUCACCUGCCAAGUGGGAUACCCGGCUUUAAAACCAGGUCAAGAAGUGAAAUUUCAGAUGAAUUUCGAUUACAAUCUUGACCAGUUGCAAAACCCAGCCGAAGUGAAGUUUGAGGCCAUGAGUGAUGGUAAAGAAGAAAGACCUGCAGACAACAAGGCGAACAUGAUCAUUCCUGUGCGAUAUGAUGCAGGGAUUGUUUUAUCUAGGCAGUCCAAUAUCAAUUUCUACGUGGCAGAUGCCGCCGUUCCCGUGGUAACAACGGUGACAAGUCUUGAUGACAUCGGCCCAGAGUUUAACUUCACAGUGAAGGUUUCAACAAGUAACUUCCCCGUCAGCCUCCUGUAUCUGACCAUCGGUCUGCCAGUGACCACUAAAGGUGGAAAUCAGCUCCUCUAUGUAACAAGUGUGGACACGGAAACGGGUGGUGCUGUCAGCUGUGACUCCAGCAGCCUGGUGGAUCCUCUGAAGAUCAAAGGGAAGAGCCACAAAGUGUCCUUCUCCAAGGAGAGUCUCAGAGGAAUGGAGAAACUGGACUGCAAAAGUGCAAAAUGUGAGUACUUAAAAUGCAUCCUCAAGGACACCGAGAUUAAAGGCGACUACUUUGUGAAGGUCAAAACAAGGAUCUGGAGUGGCACCUUUAUUUCGGCCACCUAUCAGACCAUCGAGCUGACCUCCGAUGUCAACGUCGAGACCUCGAACCCUGAUCUGCUCGUCAUCGGCCUCAAGCAUCUACCGGUGGUGCUGACAAUCAGUAAACCCGGAGAGAAAGGCGAGGUCCCAGUGGGAGUGAUAGUCGGCAGCGUCGUUGGCGGACUGCUGCUAUUGGCUCUGGCCGUCGGGCUGCUGUGGAAGUUUGGGUUCUUCAAAAGAAAGUACCAGCAGCUUCGGAUGGAGGCCGAUGAAGACGCCCAGAGCCACCCGCAUGUGGACGAAGUGCUGUGAGCUGAGGAAGAAACCCCCCACAGCCUUCUCUCCUCACUGGAUCGUAUCCAGCGUGGAACACUGGUAACACGUCACUGGUUCACGUAAAGUGCAAACAGACUGCGGCUCAAUCACUGGACGUUUGGUAUUCUUUUGAUAAAAUGGAGACUGUGUAGUUCGUGGAUAACUGGGAUUUGAUCCUCUGUCCACUUUUUGUUUUUUAUACAGAGGAUUAUAGUAUUAGUCUUAGUUUUUUUAAGCUUUGUGGACUGUACAUUGACAAGUUGCUGUUGUGCACUUACUUUGUAUGAACUGUAUUUUUUUCCAACGUGAAAGAACAGAAUUCUUUUUUUGGGGGCCCUGAGAUGAAGUUGAUUUGGAGUUUUACACUGUAAAGGCAUCUAAUUUAUUCCCUGCCUUUUGCUUUGACAACUUCAGGGCAACAUGGUCGAGAAAUAACAGUUUCAAUAAGAAAUCACACACGCUGUCAUCCCGUAGCACAACCUGCUCUGAGAUCCACUGUUUCUUCUGGCACUCAGGGUUUUUCUUGCCGUAAACAAUUGCUAUUGUUUAAGAAUUGAAAUUAGUUGCUCUGUUUGUACUGUACAUACUGUAAGAUAAAAUUAUUAUCUUUCAUACUGGGUUUUAUAUUGUGAAAAGAUUAGAGGCAAUAUGGGUCAAUGGAGUAGCUACAUGUGUUGUUGUUGUUAUUGAUGAUAUUUUGUUUGUUUUUUACCAAUAGGGGCACAAUUUGUCAGAUGUGAAUAUUUCAGUAGCAUAUUGUGUUUUGAU
Messenger RNA from Anoplopoma fimbria (sablefish), 4397 nucleotides. Its product is annotated as integrin alpha-2-like. Lineage: Eukaryota; Metazoa; Chordata; Actinopteri; Perciformes; Anoplopomatidae. Gene Ontology annotation, biological process: integrin-mediated signaling pathway; cell adhesion mediated by integrin; cell-matrix adhesion. The record is from RefSeq and is a predicted model, not a curated record. Gene Ontology annotation, cellular component: external side of plasma membrane; integrin complex. The transcript has 30 exons. The coding region runs from base 81 to 3626 and encodes 1181 amino acids. Gene Ontology annotation, molecular function: integrin binding.